Messenger RNA from Lathyrus sativus (Indian pea), 1509 nucleotides. The record is from the annotation of a GenBank genome assembly. NCBI's taxonomy places the organism in Eukaryota, Viridiplantae, Streptophyta, Magnoliopsida, Fabales, Fabaceae.
AUGCAGAGAGAUUCCGACGAAGAAGAAGAACACGAACUUAUCCACCAACACAACCAUACGAAGCCCCCUCCUUUUUUCACCACCAACCUCAAGUUCUUCAAGUUUCAAAAGAGGUACCUCUUCGCCAUUCUUCCUCUCUCCAUCAUCGUCUUCUUCUUUUUCGCCCCCGAUCCCCACUCCCUCUUCUCCCUCACCUUCUCCUCUCCGCAUCAAUCCAACCACUCCCAAUUACGAGCCCUUUACCUCCUCCGCCAACAGAAUUCACUACUUCUCCGCACUUUAAACUCCACUUCGCCCCAAUUGGACAAUCUUAAAUCGGCCUUGAUCCACCAGAUUUCUCUCAACUCCCAAAUUCAACAGGCUCUACUAAACCCCCAUGGAAUUGAAGAUUUUGAUGAUAGAUGCAGAACACUGAGACGGAAUGUAUCACAUACAAAAAGCAUUAAAUGGAAGCCCAAAGCUAACAAGUAUUUGCUUGCCUUAUGCGUAUCGGAGCAUCUCAUUUGCUUGCAGAAGCACAUGUUUAUCGCGGCUCUUCUAAACCGGGUUUUGAUUAUUCCCAAUUCCAAACUGGUUGAUUAUGACUACGACAGAGUGUUGGAUAUUGAUCACAUCAAUCAAUGCAUCGGAACCAAGGUAGUCAUCCCCUUUGAACAAGAAUUUUCCAAGAAUCAUCAUCACCAUCACCUUACUGAUACAUCAGUUAAGCUCCUUUGUUAUUUUGCACUCCCUCACCCCUGUUUUGUAGACCAAGAACGCUUGAGGAAGAAAAUGAAGUUGUUGGGUUUGUCUAUGAGUAAACCAGAGCUAGUUUGGGCGGAAGAAGAUACAAAGAAACCUACAAAAAGAACUGUGGAAGAUGUUGUGUCCAAGUUUUCAAGCGACGAACCUGUUGUCGCUAUCGGGGAUGUUUACUAUGCUGACAUGGAGUGGAUGAGUGGUCCCUUCGCUCACCGCUGCAACAAUCUCAUUCAACCCACACGCCUAAUUCUGCUCACUGCUCAGCGUUUUAUUCAAACUUUCCUGGGGAGAAACUUUGUUGCAUUGCAUUUUCCAAGAAACAGAUUUUUGAAAUUCUGUAAUGAUGCCAACCAAACGACUUGUUUUUAUCCGAUUCCUCAAGCAGCAGAUUGCAUAUCACGUGUGGUAGGAAGAGCCAAUGCACCUGUCAUUUAUCUUUCCUCGGAUGCUGCAGAAUCCGAUAUCCGUCUGCUUCAGUCGCUGGCUGUAGCAAAUGGUAGGUCUGUUCCACUUGUUAAGCGUCCACCUCGUAAUUCAGCAGAAAAAUGGGAUGCUUUGUUAUACAGACAUCAUAUUGAUGGAGAUCCUCAGGUGGAAGGUAUGUUGGAGAAGACUAUAUGUGCCAUGUCUAGUGUGUUCAUCGGAGCCUCUGGUUCAACUUUCACUCGAGACAUCCUGCAGCUAAGAAAGGAUUGGGGAUCAGCAUCAUUGUGCGAUGAGUAUCUUUGCAAAGAUGAGGAGUCCAAUGUUGUUACAGAAAAUGAAUGA